AUGGCAUCCGACAACAGCUCUAAGUCCGACUCUGACGACAAAAGGGAUGACCAAAAUUCCCAGCAUCAACAGUGGCUACAAAUCUGCCAACAGUACAACCUCCAAACUGCCCAGGCAAACCGUCAAGAUGCUGUAGCGGCCCGCCAACGUGCAGAUGCUGUGGUUGAGUACUAUGAUGGGUUGAUCGGCCUGCAAAAUAGGGACUUCGUUCCGCCACAAGGCAGUCUUGGAAUUCGUUUCAAUCAGGAAUCAACGUCUGCUUUACCAACAACUUCGAGCAAUCAAUCAAAUGGCAUUCCCAGCCGUGGCCAGAGAGGGUCCAAAAGCUCAGCCCAGAAAACUGGCAAGUCUAAUCCGAAGGAUUCCCGGAGCGGUAACAAUCGGAGGGAUUCCAAAGGUGGUAGGAGUCGUCAAUCUUCUCCCAGAUCAUCUUCAAAUACACUUUCUGAUACCGAUGAAGAAGAAGUCGCUCGUCCUGUAAGGACCGGAGGGACAAAAAAAAAGAGAGUCAUCGAAGACUCAAGUGCGGAUGAGUCUUCUGAGAGGAAAACUGAUGACAACGACAUUGUUGCAGAUGAUUCUGACAGCCGAAUUUGGCCAAAUGAAACAUGUGAAUACUUGGUCCCAGAAGAACAAUUGAAUGGCACUGGAACGGUAUAUUUUGGCUGGCCUUUUUACCAGAUUGCAACUUGGAAUAAGUCGGACCAGACCAAGAUCCGAAAGAGUUACUGUCUUGGAAUAAUGGAAUGUGGUGAAGAGGGCUGUGACUUUGCCUUAAGACCACAUAAUCCUGAGAAAAGCAAAUUGGGGGAAAAACCUCGGGAUCACCGAAAAACAUGUCUCUUGCACUCGGACCGUCCCUUGGUGUGGAUUCCGUGCAUUGGUGGAGAACGGGCAACUAGCAGACAGAAGAAUCUUCCUGGCGGCAACCCUUGUAUCUUGCAAGAGGAACAACCACCGGAUGGAGGUCUUGUAUUGGUGAAACAUUUUGGAACUCACAAACACAGGAGACCACCCACCGAAAAAGCAAGCCCUGAGUCUCUUAGAGAGAUGGAGAGAAUGGUUCUCGAGAACCCCCACUUGGGCCCUGCCGCUCUUAGAGCUGGAAAUCGAAGUCGUAAGGGUUUGCUGGAGGUAGAUCCCACUUUUGCCAAUCUGAAUCGAGUGAAGAACCAGCGAAGGAGAACAAUUGGGAAGAACCCCAGUUAG
This is a messenger RNA of Seminavis robusta, 1209 nucleotides long. The record is from the annotation of a GenBank genome assembly. NCBI's taxonomy places the organism in Eukaryota, Bacillariophyta, Bacillariophyceae, Naviculales, Naviculaceae.